Messenger RNA from Cercospora beticola, 2091 nucleotides. RefSeq lists its product as uncharacterized. Lineage: Eukaryota; Fungi; Ascomycota; Dothideomycetes; Mycosphaerellales; Mycosphaerellaceae. Gene Ontology annotation, molecular function: aminopeptidase activity. The record is from RefSeq and is a predicted model, not a curated record.
GCCGGUGGUCGGCCGCAGAAGCUGCCUGCAGCUCCAUCCUGUAGCCUUCAUCUCGCGACAACUAACUCAUCGCCUCUGAGAACACGUAGAUACAAAUAGAUUGAUCUCGUAGACACAUCUAUUGCCUUCAGAGGCACCGAUAUCACGCGAUACGACGCAGCUACAAGCUUGAGAACGACCAUGGCUUCGCUCCCCACCAGAGAAGCACCGGACUCGAGCGCUGCUCAAACAAACGCCAACAAAAUCCUCGUCAGUAUCCAGGACCAACUUCGCGGCCCAGGAGGCGCCGUCGCUAUUGUCAAAGAUGGCGAGACUCUUGCCAGGCAUACAUAUGGCUACGCAGAUCUCGAUCGCCGGAUCCCCCUCACGCCUCAAAUGCACAUGCCAAUCUGCUCCAUCUCGAAGCAAAUGGUCUGCUUAGUGCUGGUAUCUCUAAAGUACGAGCCGACACCGCUGAUGGCACAGUUCUCUGGGGAUAUCUGGGAGCAGCUUGCCGUGGAGUUGCAAAAGGUGCUUCCUCACCUGGUGGAGCGUGGUCUGACAGUGCCCGAUCUCUACAACAUGCAAUCCGGGAUUCGUGACUAUUGGGCAAUGACUACACUUUGGGGUGCUGAACCUGAAGGGCAGUUCAGCAUCGCCUUGGACGCACCACAGGCCAUUGCACGGACCAAAUCUUUCCACUUCGAGCCUGGCACGGAGUACUCCUACUCCAACGUCAACUUCCACAACCUUGGAAGCAUGAUCGAAGCUGUGGCCGGCCAGUCCCUGGGUCAGCUUCUUGAUGAGCGAGUCUUCAAGGCUGCUGGAAUGAGAAGUGCGGCCUUGUGCCCAAAUACAGCUGGUCAUCCUUUGCCCGUUAUUGGUUACGAUGGUGACGAGAAACAUGGCUACAAGGCCGGCAUCAAUCGGAUCGAGUGGUCAGGAGAUGCUGGAAUAGUUGCUACGCUAGACGACAUGAUCGCAUACGAGAAGUGGCUCGACAAGACUUAUGCUGCAGAAGGCAGUCUUUACAACACAAUAGCCAAGUCUACAACUUACAGAGAUGGCUCAGUCGCAAAGUAUGGCUACGGACUCGCUCGCGGAGAGACUGCUGGUAAAGCCUGGCUCGGCCAUGGAGGUGCUCUCAGGGGAUUUCGACUGUGGCGCAUGCAUUUGCCUGAAGAGCAUCUCUCAAUCGUGGUGAUGUUCAACCACGAGGGAGAUUCUGCUGCGCCCGCUGACGCCAUCCUGAAACGUCUGCUGAACUGGCAAGAACCUGAGAGAGCCUUGAGCACGGCAGAGUCCAACCUUUUCGGGGCCUAUCUGGAUUUCGAGACUCAGCUUCUAGUUCGAGUUGAGAAGUCUGAUGAUGAAGGAUAUGUUAACGUCACAUAUCACAUUGCCCCAGAGAAAACCAGGCUGACAAGUGGCACAAGUGUUGAGUCAAAGGGCAUGACUGCGAAUUUAGAAGCCGAUACUUUGCACGUACAACGCUUGCGCGACAACAGAGCCUUACAGGCGAAGCGUCUUACCGAUCUAAAGGGCGAAGAGGCAUUGCCUAAAGGUGACCAGUAUACGGGCAGCUACCAUUGCGCUGAUUCUGAUAGCAUUUUCCAUUGUUUCGGAGCAGGCUCAAUGCUCUACGGCUCCUUUGAUGGUUUUCUUGGCAAUGGUCCAGCGCAUGUGAUGCGAUAUAUCGGCGAGGAUGUUUGGCUACUUUCGAAUCCGCGUGGAAUGGAUGCACCUGCACCUGGGGAUUGGACUGUUGUGUUCAGACGAGACGGCAGUGGGGUCGUCACGAAUGUCACGAUCGGAUGUUGGCUCGCAAGAAGGAAUGCCUAUACCAGGGUCUCGUGAAGAUGAUCACUACCGAACCGAUUUAUACGUUGCAGUUCUGGCCGUCUCAGGCCUGCUGUGGACUGGAUAGCCGUGUGUUCAGCAGGGUCCAUCGCAUUUGUUCCGCUCUCGUACACCACACUUAUUCCAACCCUAACUCUAUAGCAUGUAUCGCUGCUGACGAAUGAGGAAACCUAGCUUCGUCAACUGACGACUGCGAUGAACUAGAAAGUCCUCUCUGAUUCCCGACUGGCCCGCGCGUCCUAGCGUUCCUCC